Trachymyrmex septentrionalis is the source of this 2169-nucleotide messenger RNA. It is a transcript of the gene Syx18, whose product is annotated as syntaxin-18. Gene Ontology annotation, biological process: retrograde vesicle-mediated transport, Golgi to endoplasmic reticulum. Lineage: Eukaryota; Metazoa; Arthropoda; Insecta; Hymenoptera; Formicidae. The transcript has 2 exons. Gene Ontology annotation, cellular component: endoplasmic reticulum; SNARE complex. Bases 400 to 1365 code for a protein of 321 amino acids. The record is from RefSeq and is a predicted model, not a curated record.
AUUUUUUAUCUUGCUUAAAAUUGAAUUAUUUUUCGCACAUCUAGAGCAAUAUAGAGCAAGUGCACGUUUGUACCUGUACCUAACCUCACCGCAAAUUGCUCCAAAUUGUUCUUAACGACUCGAUGCGUGUCCAGUGUGACAGGUGUUUACAAAACUGACGAUUAUAUCCGUUUGUUAUUUUAUGAAUUUACUUUAAAAGGAAACGUGGGCACAUCACCAUGCUGUAUAAUUACAAAUGAUACAUGACCGUCACGAUAUUUGAUAUAAAAUCGGCACAUUCAUAAAUAUCAUAAAUGAGUUGCUAACAGGGAAAGAGAACGACUGUUGCUAUUCACGCCGGAAGAACUUCGACGGGAGCCUCGACAAGUCGCCUCCUGAGAGAUCGAGGGAGUCACAGAGAUGGACGUGAGUUCGUUGUUCAAGGCUAGCGUGAAGGCAGUGAAUCUGCGGAACAGAGACCUCGGUACACCGGCAGCACAGAGCCAACCGAGGAGGGCCAGGAGCAAGAGCACCUUCUGCGUGAAGACGCACACGGUGGUCGUGCAGAUCUCCAAGCUGCGCGAGUUUCUGCUGGAGAACCGCAAGGCCUAUCUGAACUUCUCCAAUUAUCUGUCCGCAGCGCCGCACAUGACGGAUGCGGAGCGUGACGAGAUCGACCUGGGUGCACAGCGGAUAAUGAGCAUCUGCUCGCAGCUAGUCAAAGACUUGAAGCGAGAGAUCGCUGCGUCGACGGAGAUCACCCAGCAGAACAUUGAGCAUCGCGAGAUCAUGCUGCUGCUUAUAGAGGACUACUUGAAGAACGUCUGCAAGAUAUACUCGGAGCAGAAGGCGAUGCGCGUGAAGAAGGCCAUGGAGAUGCGAAGGAUCUCCAGGCUGCAGGCAGACCAGCCGUCAGCGACGGUGACGAAAAGAUCGGCCCUGAACGCGAUCGAUCCCGCAGACGAUAAUGAUACCAAGAACGGCUCGAACGAGUCCAGUCCGAUGAAGAUCCAGGAGAUCAACGGCGACGUCAACAUGAUGACGUACGAGGAGGAAUUGUCAGCGGAGGACAUCCAGAUGUUCGAGUCGGAGAAUGAGCAGCUAUACAACGAGCUGAACACCAUGACGGAGGAGGUGAAGCAGAUUGAGAGCAAGGUGGUGCACAUUGCUGAGCUUCAAGAGAUCUUCACGGAGAAGGUUCUGGACCAAGACAAAGACCUGGACAGGCUGAUGACGACGGUGGUCGGAUCGACGGAGAACGUGAAGGAGGCGAACGAGCAGAUCCGCCAAGCGAUCCAGCGGAACGCCGGCCUCAGAGUGUGGAUCCUCUUCUUUCUUCUGGUGAUAUCGUUCUCGCUGUUGUUCCUCGAUUGGUACAAUCCAUAAGAGUUGACGAAUCUCCAAGUUGCUCUUAAGAUAUGAGAGUGAGGAAAGGCGAUGUACACUUACAAGAGAUGUUUGAUACAAUCUGUAAAACAUAUUUCUGUUAUUAAAUUAUUGAAUUUUACGGAUCGUAUCAAUGUUACUUCCGUAAAUAUGAAAGAAGAGACAUUAAAAGGUUGGAAGAGUAGAAAGAAAGAGAAAGAAACAUUUGCCAAAAAAUAUGUUGCUAUAUUUUAUCCCCGGACAUUAUUGUACAUAAUAGCUAUAACUUACUAUACGCGGGGAAUAAACAAAAUAAUAUGAAUACUUAGGAAAUAUACUUAUUUUAUAUUAUUUUUAUCAAUAAAAGGUUGGCCCCCACCGUUUGCUUUUGAUGCACAUCUUCUAUCUUUGUUGAAAUAGUCAUACAAUGCUUGAACAGUUACCAAUGAAAUGUCAUACUACUUUAAAAGAACAUCUUUCAAUUGCUAAUAUAAAUAAUAUUGGAGGAGGAAAUUUACUUUUUAUUUUAUUUUUUUCUAUUUUCCUCUAUUCUGAAAACUUCUUUCCUGGCCUGCAAUUGCCUGAUUAUAGGCUGGAAAAAAGAGUUAAAUAAAUCAUUUGUAGUUUUGAAGAACAGAGUGACACUUCCUCCUUCGAUAUCUUUUAAGCAAUUAUAGAAUGUUCUGCUGGAAAAAUGGUAUAAUAUUGCAUUGUAGCAGUUACUGCACUAUUCAAACAUGUAUGAUUCUAACAAAGAAUUUAUAUUAAACGCCAACUUCUUAUUAAUAAAAUAAGUAGAUAGAACAUCUUUUAAUUGCUUACAUA